AUGUUUUUAUUCCCAAAGUCAUCCGAAGAAAGGUCCAUCUACCAACUGCACUUCACAUGUUGGCCAGACAAAGGCAUUCCUGAUGAUUUCACAGCAAUCAUUGAGUUCAGACAAAGAGUACUGAAUACCCCUACAACGUAUAAAGGACCUACUGUGGUCCACUGCAGUGCUGGUGUCGGACGAACUGGUACGUACAUUGCUCUGGACAUUCUGACGAAGGAGGGUGAAACUGAAGGGGCGGUUGAUAUCCCUGGAUGUGUGGUCAACAUGCGACAGAACAGGCCGAAUAUGAUACAGACUUGGGAGCAAUAUCAGUAUCUCCACAAGGCUGUUGUGUAUUCCCUGACUUGCAACUGCACACCGAUCAAGGCAGAACAAUUUCAACAGUACAUGAAGACAACAAGAAGAGGUGACUUAAACAGACAAUUUCAGCAACUUCAACACACCGUUGAACAGCGAUCGAAACAGGAAGCAAACGCAGUCGAAAGAAACAAACAGCACUUGGCUAAAAAUCGAGCCAAUGCAGACGUACCGGGUGAUGAUAACCGACCGCGACUCUACCUUGGGUUGACAAGUGGAUCCUCUGAUUAUAUCAAUGCUGUGUAUAUACAUAGUUUCAAAGAAAAACGUCGAUUUCUGGUUGCACAGACCCCUUUGCCAGAGACCGUUAAUGAUUUUCUGACAUUGAAUGUUGGAAUAUACUACCCGGCGGAAAACAUGCAGGCGUUGCAAAAGGGGUCAUUUGAAGUCAGCUCUUCACGUGAAUCAAGGGAACGCCACUAUGCAAUGAGAAACCUUAAGAUACGACAUAAGAAAGCGACAUGGCGCCUUUCUGAGAAGACACCGUCCCAUAUGCAGUUCACCGAGUGGGAUGAAAUGAAGAAUGUACCUCUUUCUAUCAAAAACUUUCUCACCUUCCUGAAUGACGUGGAGAAAACAGCAAACAAACAGAAAGAUGGACCGAUACUUCUUCAUUGUUUUGUUGGAGCGGGCAGAACGGGUCUGUUCUGUGUGGUUUCAAUGCUGCUGCAGAAAAUGGCCAUAGAACACGAAGUUAGUGUUCUCAACGCUGUUAGAAAGUCAAGGCCAUGCGACGACUGGCGAUUCCGAAUUUGGUAG
Messenger RNA from Mya arenaria, 1119 nucleotides. RefSeq names its product receptor-type tyrosine-protein phosphatase S-like. The record is from RefSeq and is a predicted model, not a curated record. NCBI's taxonomy places the organism in Eukaryota, Metazoa, Mollusca, Bivalvia, Myida, Myidae. Gene Ontology annotation, molecular function: protein tyrosine phosphatase activity. Gene Ontology annotation, biological process: protein dephosphorylation. The transcript is spliced from 9 exons. The coding region runs from base 1 to 1119 and encodes 372 amino acids.